Molecule: messenger RNA, 3722 nt
Organism: Chara braunii
Lineage: Eukaryota; Viridiplantae; Streptophyta; Charophyceae; Charales; Characeae
Source: the annotation of a GenBank genome assembly
CGUGGCAGGCUGGAUGUGGAAAAAAUACCUAUGAUCCAUAUCCACACUGUGCCACACGAGCCUUGGAACAUGAGAGGGGCGCGAUAUCCUAAUCCUGACGAGGAGAAGAAGGUGGUGGAUUACCUCGACGGCAAGAUACGUACGCAUGUCACCGAUUAUUCGAGUGGGCCGUAUGCGUCCCCGUGGUUCUGCUUCAUCAAACCUAACGGGACGCUGCGGUGGGUGCAAGACUUACAGAGGCUGAAUGCGGUAACCAUGCGGGAUGCUGGAGGACUGCCAAAUGCGGAUGCUCUGUCAGAAUCCUGUGCUGGAAGGCCUAUAAUCUCACUUGUAGACCUUUACUCAGGAUAUGAUCAGUUUCCAGUCUACCCGCCGGAUAGGCCGGUGACGGCUAUGCACACGCCACGAGGAUUAAUCCACAUGAACGUGGCCCCACAAGGGUGGACCAACGCGGUAGCAAUGGUCCAACGGGCCAUGAUUCGGACUAUGCAGUCAGUUAGCCCCCAUAUCACACAGCCAUACAUCGACGAUUUGGCGGUGAAGGGGCCGACAAUAAAGGAGAGCGACGAGGUCUUGCCAGGGGUAAGGCGCUUUGUUUGGAAGCACAUCCAGGACCUCGAUAAAGUUCUGAGUCUGCUUGAGGAGCACAACCUCACGGCGAGCGGGGCCAAAUCCAGAUACUGCAUGAAGGAAGCGACUAUCUUGGAGUUCGUCUGCAGCGAGAAGGGCCGAAGGCCAGAUGUGAAGAAGACGGACAAGAUUACUGAGUGGCCAGUUCCGUUCCACUCAAUAACUGAUGUCAGAAGCUCCCUUGGUACGUGUGGAUUUUGGAGGGCCUUCAUCAACAACUUUGCCGCUAAGACUGAGCACCUGAGGAAGUUAGUCCGUCAGGAUCAGGAAUGGGUUUCGAGUGAAGAGCAAGAAGAGGUGGUGGCCAGAAUCAAAGAGGAAUUUCGAGAGGGAGGGUUGGUGUUAGGAGCGCCAGAUUAUGAUGCCACAGAGACACGACCCUUCAUUGUCGAAACAGAUGCGGGGCCAACUGCCUUAGGAGGAGUUCUAAUUCAGGCAGACAUGGAAGGAAAGGAAAGACCCUUGCGAUUUGAGAGUCGGACUCUCUGUACGACAGAGAGAAACUACUCUCAGUUCAAAAGGGAGACCCUUGGUGUCCUCCACUGUCUACGGAUCUUUCGGAACUACAUCUUCGGCAGGAGGUUUAUUUUGAGAGUGGACCUGACCGCCCUGGCCUACUCUCUGAGAAAUUACGUUCCAUCGGAUCCGACGGUUGCCAGAUGGCUGACGUACAUCUGGAUGUUUAACUUCGAGUUGGAGCGUAUUCCUGGUAGCAAGAACCAGCCGGACGGGAUGAGUCGUAUCAACUGGGAUAACCAGACAGGAGAGGCGGUGGAGAAUACGCCCCCAGUUGAUGGAUUCCUGGAUCAGGAGGAAGAUGUCCGUCUCCAUAUCAACAACUGGUCGCCGCGAGUGCCUAGCUGUGUGGGCUAUCCUAUUUGGCAAGCGUCGAGCGGAUAUGAAAUGAGGCCAGAGCUAGUCCUCAAACCCUUUGAAGAAGAAGAUCCUUGGGGAGGUGAGGAUGUUCAGUGGAUGAUGGAGUUGGCGCUGGCAAGUUCGCAUAGUCUGGUGGAAGACAUAAGAACGAUCGAGGAAGGACCAGGCCAGAAAGAACGGCAUGAGGAUUUGAUGGGAGGAAUGUAUCUCAUCGUCAACACGCUAUUGCAGGAAAGCCUCGACCAGUCAGGCUCGUUGAACCCGGCAGGGAAUGUGGACGAAGUGCCCGAAAGCCAGGACGACGAGUUCGAGGAGGGGGAGAUUAAGAAGGCAUUUCGCGUAGAAGAAUAUGAUGGGAUCUACCUGGAGCUGGGGCUUCUCCUGUCUUGCGAGAUGCGGCUAAGGGAUGCGAGCGAUAGAGCCCAGAGGAUGCUGCAGCGCUACGUAGUGCGAGAUGGCCAUCUUUUCGAUCUGGAAGUCGACCUAUCAUUUGAGGAAUUGCUCGACAUUCGGGCGCGACAGAUAGGAGCGAUAGAGGAAAGGAUCCAGAAGGCGUCCGAUCAAGUAGCUAAAAGUCGUAUGGAUGAUAAGACUCGAUGCGAUCAAUCUGCUCGAGUGAGGAAAGUACCUCUGGCAGUUGGGGACGUCGUGCUUCUCUACGAUUCAUCGCUGGAAAAGCUGUGGUCCAGGAAACUUGAUAAGAGGUCUGACUUUACAAAGACAGCCAUGCCAAGAGGAGGGAAGGGGACACGGCCGCCUCAGAGGCCGUUGGGAGCAUCAGGAGGAUAUGAGCGGCAUGGGCCUCGCCAUCGAGAGAGUAAUCCGGUGUUCGAUGAUGGGGACAUCGAGCUAUUUUUGGACAACUUUUGGGAUCAUGCGAGGUGUAUGGGCUGGACCGUGGCCCAGGCGAUUGAGAGGCUGAGGGGAGCAGGCAGGUUCGAGGAGCCCGUCGCGCGGAUGCGUAGAGAGGCGACAACGAGAUCAGAGGUGGAGUGGAGGAUGCAGGAGCUGCGACCCUCGCCUGUGGGACCUGAUGGCAGACCGAUCUGCCUGGAGAUUGGAAAUGCGUCGGACUUCAUCCCCGCGUUUGAGUGGUUCAUGCAGGGGCAGGUGGAGUUCCAUCGGUUUGCCGAGGGUGGAUUGAGGAGGUCGCCAGCACACACACAGGAGGAGCCGCCAGCGUCUGAGGAGCCUUUGAGGGAGUUAGAGGCGCAUUUGGAUAUCUCUCAGUGGAGAGCAUCGCCUCGGGGUGAGGAGCGUGGAGAGCAGGCAGAGGAGGUACCUCGAGAGGAGGUGCCACGAGAGGAGGUGCCACAGGAGGAGGUCCAGGACACUCAGCGAGAGAGAGGGUUGGGCAAUGAGGAGAGGCGUGCAGGGAAGGAGGUGAUAGAGGUUGGAGAGGACACGCCCCCUCAGACGCCAGCAGUGGGUUUGAAACUCGGGGAUGCACCAGGGAGCACUCGCCAGGCAGGGGAGAGAUUGUGGAGAGAAGAGGCCCCAUUACCUUCAUCAGAAAAGGCUUCUUCGCUAGAAGAGAGAGCAGAAAGGAGGAGUGAGAGGGCAGUUGUAAGGAGAGAAGCCUUGACCCUGAUUGACAGACACCUAGCAGCUCAUGCCCUGGAGCACCCAGACCUGGAAGAGCCAACACCUGCAGAGCCGCGCCAGAAGCCGUGCCAGCCCGAAAAGGAGAUGGAGGCAGAGAUCCCGAAGAGGGUUGACCUCCGCACGAGGGAAAGGGCGCCAGCUGGAGAGACAACAGAGGAAAAGAGGGCGAGAAGAACCAGAAGGAUAGACGAGAUAUGGCAAGAGAGGCAGAGGUUGAAGGCAGCGGGGGAGCUUCCGGAGCAGCAGCAGGAGAGGCAGAGAUCGGAGGCAGCAGGAGUACUCCCCGGUCAACCACCCAGCGCGCCAGCUAGGGCUCCGGAAAUCCCUGAGAUGUGGAGGGAAUUUUGGGAGCAGAGAGGAGAGGAGCUUCCUUCGCCAGUCAGAGCCGAACUUGGGGUGGCAAUGAAGGCAGAAGAAAGGUUGGAUCGCAAAAUCAAGUUCCUGACCAAGGCAACUUUUGACCGACACUUGCUAUUGGAGAGCGAUCUGGCAGGAAAGGAGAUAAGGGAAGCAGGCCAUGGGGUACGCCUGGAGGCUAUGGAGGUGGAAAUCCAAUAACUCAGGGCAUUGGUGGCCAGUCAGGCAGCUAUCAUCGAGAGCCUGAGGCAGCG